This is a messenger RNA of Peromyscus californicus insignis, 579 nucleotides long. Its product is annotated as 60S ribosomal protein L32-like. Gene Ontology annotation, cellular component: ribosome; cytosolic large ribosomal subunit. The record is from RefSeq and is a predicted model, not a curated record. The transcript is spliced from 2 exons. Gene Ontology annotation, biological process: translation. Bases 1 to 579 code for a protein of 192 amino acids. Gene Ontology annotation, molecular function: structural constituent of ribosome. NCBI's taxonomy places the organism in Eukaryota, Metazoa, Chordata, Mammalia, Rodentia, Cricetidae.
AUGCGGGCAAUUACAAAGGACACAGAAUUGAGCAACAGCAGCACGCUGGGUCUGCACCAAGAGAUGAGACCAACAGUUUCGUUCCAGUUUGCUGGUGUCCCUGUGUCCAAUGCCAGCAGUGCGCCCUGCAGCCUCUGUGCACGAACAUUUGUCGGCCAUCUGUUUAGCGGUAUCACGGCUGCCCUCCAGCCUCUGGUGAAGCCCAAGAUCGUCAAAAAGAGGACCAAGAAGUUCAUCCGGCACCAGUCAGACCGAUAUGUCAAAAUGAAGCGAAACUGGUGGAAACCCAGAGGUAUCGACAACAGGGUGCGGAGAAGAUUCAAGGGCCAGAUCCUCAUGCCUAACACUGGUUACGGGAGCAACAAGAAAACCAAGCACAUGCUGCCUAGUGGCUUCCGGAAGUUUCUGGUCCACAAUGUCAAGGAGCUGGAAGUGCUGCUGUGUAACAAAUCUUACUGUGCUGAGAUUGCUCACAACGUUUCCUCCAAGAACCGAAAAGCCAUUGUGGAAAGAGCAGCACAGCUGGCCGUCAGAGUCACCAACCCCAACGCCAGGCUUCGCAGCGAAGAAAACGAGUAG